This is a messenger RNA of Brachypodium distachyon (stiff brome), 1347 nucleotides long. RefSeq names its product BTB/POZ and MATH domain-containing protein 2. NCBI's taxonomy places the organism in Eukaryota, Viridiplantae, Streptophyta, Magnoliopsida, Poales, Poaceae. Gene Ontology annotation, biological process: protein ubiquitination. The transcript has a single exon. The record is from RefSeq and is a predicted model, not a curated record. Gene Ontology annotation, molecular function: protein binding. Bases 286 to 1290 code for a protein of 334 amino acids.
AUCGGUCGAGGAGAAUUUCGGGAAUUAACGGGGUUCACGCCGAGCCUGCAGUUAUGUCUGCUGGAAACACAAAACCAAAACACACAUUCUUUACUCAGUCAGAGCAGCCAUCGUUCCAGCUCCUUGCUCGGAACCCAAGGCGUCACGUAAUUCUCGAUGAUUUUCAAAGAUGCACUUGUUCACACGUCGUUAAUUACUCACAACAAGCUCUCGCUGCUGCCCUUGUAUAUAUACUCGCUGAACCUUGUUCCUGCUGCUUACAUCUAGCUAGCUCUAGCUACUCCAAUGGCGGACCCCAGUUUCACGGAGCUCAAACUUGACUACCUAGAGUUCAAGAACCAUGGCCUCGGCAACCCAAUCUCAGAGUACAUCUCCGCCGGGCACUACACGUGGCGCAUCGACUGCCACUACACGGAGGAUGACGAGGGCGAUUGCAUCAACCUCUACCUAUUCCUGAGGAGCAAACUGAAGACCUUCGAUGGCAUCUUCGAGGCCUUCUUGGUGUGCAAAAACGGCGCACCUUCGUCCCGUGCGAAAAGGUCUGUCCUGAACGUCGACACCAAAUACACCAACUGUGACACCGUCAGUUGGCGUGGGGAAAUCUUGGUGAAGCCGAGCUUGCUGGAGUCGCGCUAUGUUACCAAUGGCGCGAUCACUCUUAUAUGUGGGAUCGUAUCCCUGCGUGGGAAUUGGUCUAUCACCGUCCCAGCCUCAGAAAUGGGCAACCAAUUCGGAAGCCUGCUCGAUUCACCAGACGGCACAGACCUCUCCUUCUCCGUUGGGGGCGAGACGUUCCGCGCGCACCGGACCGUGCUCGCCGCCCGGUCGCCUGUGUUCAGAGCAAUGCUCUUCGGCUCCAUGGCCGAGGCCAACAUGUCACGCAUCACGUUGUCGCCGGACGACAUCGACCUGGAGACUUUCAGAGCAGUGCUUCGGUUCGUGUACACGGAUCGACCGCCGGUAGAGGAAAGAUUUGGAUGGUCUCUGAAAACAACAGAGCAUUUUCAGCGCGUGCUGGCGGCUGCGGACCGGUACGAUCUGGGUAGGCUGAAGCUCAUGUGUGCUCAGAAGCUAUGGGAGACCGUCUCGGCGGAGACGGUGGCGACGACAUUGGGCUGCGCUGAGAUGCACGGCUGCCCGGAGCUGAAGAGCAGGUGCCUCGACUUCUUCAUGGAGAAGGAGAUCUUCAAGAAGGCGGUGCUAACCGAAGGGUACCUCUGGCUGAUGCAAUCCCUUCCCUCGGUUAUCGAUGAGAUCAAGGCGCGUGUUGAGGCCUUGAUUGUCUUCUAGAUAUAACUCAUUGUCCCAUGGUGAUUUGUGUAUGCUUUCCUCCUUUGAAACCAAAGA